CUGUCUCUCUAUAAGUCUGGGGAGGUUACAUGACUUUGUUUGGGGGGUUUACCUGGUGCCACCAUGUUUGCCAGCCCUGUGACUUCCACUCCAUUCUCUGUAAAGGACAUUUUGAACUUGGAGCAACACCAGAGUGGACUGUCUCCAAUGGACAUCACUUCCAGGCUGGAGAACUCGUCCUGCAUGCUAUCCACCUUUAAACAGGAGCCCUACCCAGGGACCCCAUGCCUCUCUGAACUCACUGAGGAACUUGCCCAGAGAGACUCCUCUAAGGGCCCCUCACCUUUUCCCGGAUCGUUCUUUGUUAAGAAUUAUUUGGAAAUGGACUCCUCUAAAGACCCCAAAGAUGACAAGAAAGAUAUCUGCCCCCUGCAAAAAACAUUGGAACAUGACAAGAGAGAAGCUGAAGACCCAGAAAGACCAAGGCAAAGGAAGAGAAGGAAGCCCCGGGUUCUAUUCUCCCAAGCCCAGGUGUAUGAGCUAGAGAGAAGGUUCAAGCAGCAGAAGUAUCUGUCAGCCCCAGAGAGGGACCAUUUAGCCAAUGUCCUGAAGCUCACCUCCACACAGGUGAAAAUUUGGUUCCAAAACAGAAGGUACAAAUGCAAACGGCAGAGGCAAGAUCAGACUCUGGAGAUGGUCGGGCUACCACCGCCAAGAAGGAUAGCUGUACCAGUUCUGGUGAGAGAUGGGAAGCCUUGCUUGGGAGAGUCUUCACCUUACAAUUCCCCUUAUAAUGUCAGUAUCAACCCAUACAGUUACAACACUUACCCUGCCUACUCCAACUACAGUAACCCUGCUUGUAGCGGAAGUUAUAAUUGCAGUUACUCUUCCAUGCCUAGCAUGCAGCCCACAUCAGCUGGUAAUAACUUUAUGAAUUUCAGCGUGGGGGACUUGAACACAGUGCAGACUCCAAUCCAACAGGCUAGUGGUGUAUCUGCACUUCAUCAUGGCAUACGGGCUUGGUAGACUGUGGCCUAGAACCUUUAUCAGAGCACUCAACAAAAAGGUGGCAUUGACUGCAAGGACUGGAAAUGGGUUGCAGGGAUUUGUGGGGAGCAAAAAUGUUCUGCACUCAAUCAGUGCUAGAUGUGUGGCCCAUUAGAGCUACAGUUGGGUGUGUGUGGAUAAUAUGCAACAUGCCACGCUCAGAUAUCUGCUGAAGCACUGAUGCAAUAUUCAGACACUUCUAAUCCAGUUAUUUCAUGUAGUGUUCAGUUUUAGCAGCACCAAGGUAUUUACAGGUUAUCCAAGUGUGUGUGUCUAUGUAUUAAUCCCUUUGCUGCAGGAUCCCAGAGUCGCCCUGAAGAUACAAAGCAGCAUGCUAAAGACAAUGGUUUGAAUAUUAAACUUAUACGGAAAACUGUAAAGCCUCCAAAUUCAAUGGUAUUUGCAAAAUUAGACAGAAAAUACAUCUCAUGUGCAGCCGGGAAAUAUUCAUACUGAUUUAUUACUUAUUAAUGAAAGUGGAAACAAAUGUGUUCUCAUUGUUGCAGCCCACUCAUUGCUAUGUUUGUAGAUAGCCCUACCCCAGACUGUGUUUCCUUAACCCCAUAACUACCCAAUAAUUAUACUUUUUUGUCACCCGAAAACUUUUAGAAAAAGCAAUGCCAAAUUAUUAUUAUUAUUUUUUAAUUUAAAAGCUGUACAUGUACAGCUCCUGGAAAACAGUUUUAUUUAUUAAGUUCAACAGAUAUGAAAUAUCCCUGCAUCUGAGGUACGUGCCUUAUACAGCAGGCUGAGAAACUAUACCCACAGAGUAAAGCGGACUUGGACAUUUUGUACUAUAUUGUGUAACUUUAAAAGGCAUGUAAAGCUCAACAAACUGUGUUGUUUUUUUCCUUCUUUGUUGUUUUGUUUUUAUGCAACCAAAAUGUUGUCAGACUACAGAUCUAAGAUAAAUGUAAUAAAUCUGCUCACCAA
This is a messenger RNA of Xenopus tropicalis (tropical clawed frog), 1920 nucleotides long. It is a transcript of the gene nkx2-5, whose product is annotated as NK2 homeobox 5. Gene Ontology annotation, biological process: regulation of DNA-templated transcription. The record is from RefSeq and is marked provisional. Gene Ontology annotation, cellular component: nucleus. Lineage: Eukaryota; Metazoa; Chordata; Amphibia; Anura; Pipidae. Gene Ontology annotation, molecular function: DNA-binding transcription factor activity, RNA polymerase II-specific; DNA binding.